AAAAAAUCCUCAAUCGCGAUCUGAAAAUGGUAAAAGUGGCUUCAUCGCUGAGCCAACGGUGGUGCGUUUUGUGCAAAAUUCAAGACUAAAUCCGGCGAAAAAGUGCUUCAAAACGUCCGGAAAGUGCAGUGCAAGAUAUUCACCCUCAUCCAGUAUCCAUCGAAAGCAAUCAUUAAGCAAAAAGUAAACCUACGGUUGCCGUAUUUGUGCCGUGCUACGUGCGAGAGGAAAAAAAUACCAGCAGAGAAGAAUUUAGUGAAAGUUGUUUUUUCGUAAGUGGUGCCGUGUACCGUCCGGUUGAAAACAAAAACGUCGCGAAAGAAAUAGAGCAAAAGCAGCAGUAUUUUUUUUUUGUUUACGUCAACGAAAAGGUGAUUUUCUGUGAAGAAGAAAAAAAAAAUACACAAGAACUGAUUCAACCCCAAGUGAAAGAAAGAAAAAGCCAGAAAGAGCUGCAAGCUGACAGAAUAAAUCAUUCACGUAAUCGCAGGCAAUGCAGAGUGCAGAGGACACUUCGAAUCUUAUGGACACCGAUCACAGUGCGUCGUUGUCCGCGUCGUCGCCACCGCUGAACAGUGCCGCCUCGUCGUCGGCCAACGUUGGAGCUGCCGCUGGCGUGCCCGGUGCCGGGCCUGGUCCGGGUGUGGUCCCACAGCCCGGGCGCACCGGCGAAGCGCUGGAAUAUCACUGCCGUAUGCUGGAAGAAGAAGUUCAAUCACUCAAAGAUUCGGAAAGUAAACUCAAACAACAGUAUGCCGAAUCUCAACGCCGGGAACGGAUCCUCGCCCGACGGCUUGCCGUCAAGGAACAAGAAAUGCAGGACUUUGCCAGUCAAAUCGCCGAGCUUAAGACUGCCCAGGCACCGGGUCAAGCUGCGCUUCGAUCUGCUCUGCUCGAUCCGGCCGUCAACAUACUCUUUCAGAAGCUCAAAAGCGAACUCCAGCAGACCAAGGCCAAGCUGGAGGAGACACAGAACGAGCUGUCGGCUUGGAAGUUUACACCAGACUCCAACACGGGCAAACGGCUGAUGGCCAAGUGCCGGCUGCUCUACCAGGAGAACGAAGAGCUCGGUAAAAUGACCUCGAACGGACGGUUGGCCAAACUUGAAGGCGAACUGGCUCUGCAGAAGAGCUACAACGAGGAGGUGAAGAAGUCACAGCUGGAAUUGGAUGACUUCCUGCAGGAGAUGGACGAAGACGUCGAGGGCAUGCAGAGCACAAUCGUGUUCCUUCAGCAGGAGCUGAAGCACACCAAGGACGACAAGGAAGUGCUCGAGAAGGAGGUCCUUCAGCUGCGAUCAUACGUCAACGGGGGAGGGGACGAUGGUGCGGCGCCAACCCGGAUGGAAACCGACCCCGUCAGCACCACCACCGCCGCCGCCGCCGCCGUCGCCGUCGAUCCCUCGUCUCUAGCGUCGUCGUCAGUUUAUCUAGUGAACGGGAGUAAUAGUAACAAGUUGAAGCAAAGUUCAAGUGAUCAAUCAGAAUCGUUGUUGGUGUAUCAGAAUCGGACGCACUGUGGUGGCAAUACAAAUAGCAAUUCUGAAAUGUUGAACGGUGGUGAUGAUUUAGUUAAUGAACAAGAACAAACGAUCGGCGGCAGCAUCAAUAGCAGCAGUAGACUUAGCGGUAACACUACUAGUACUGGUAAUAAUGGUAAGAAAGUAAACAAUCGGACUGCUAAAACGGUUGGUGGCAAAAAGCGAAACUACGCGGAAGAUCCAGACGACGACGGGGCUGCGGGGGCCGAGGAUGAAGAGGACAGUGGUCAUUACGAGGAUAAUGGUAAGAUCGUCGAACAGCAGCAACAGCAGCAGCCGCAUGAGGAGGAACAGAUCCUCACCAGCAGCAAUAAGCGCAUGACGCGAUCAGGUAAGGGUAAGACCGUGCCUAAAGUAAGCGUAAAGAAACUGCGACGGGCGUCGGUACUGUCGGCCGAUCCGUCGGCGGAGGACGACGACGCGGCCGAAGGAUUUGCUGCCAACGGUGCGAACUGAGAAUCCCACCUCUAAAAAAAAUACCGUCAUCUCCUUCCUCGUAGGGACGAAGUGAACCGGCGACAACUGACUCCUUCUUUUUGGGGUAGCGUACUCUUCGUGAAAUAGGUUUUUUACUAAUCUAAAGCACGCUGUCCUGAAGAAAAAAAAAAUAAAAA
Molecule: messenger RNA, 2154 nt
Organism: Ochlerotatus camptorhynchus
Lineage: Eukaryota; Metazoa; Arthropoda; Insecta; Diptera; Culicidae
Gene: fl(2)d
Product: female lethal d
Exons: 5
Coding region: 494-1996 (500 amino acids)
Biological process (GO): regulation of alternative mRNA splicing, via spliceosome
Cellular component (GO): nucleus
Source: RefSeq, a predicted model, not a curated record